Messenger RNA from Lytechinus pictus (painted urchin), 6503 nucleotides. RefSeq lists its product as uncharacterized. The coding region runs from base 596 to 1651 and encodes 351 amino acids. The record is from RefSeq and is a predicted model, not a curated record. Lineage: Eukaryota; Metazoa; Echinodermata; Echinoidea; Temnopleuroida; Toxopneustidae. The transcript is spliced from 3 exons. Gene Ontology annotation, biological process: negative regulation of transcription by RNA polymerase II. Gene Ontology annotation, molecular function: transcription factor binding; transcription corepressor activity. Gene Ontology annotation, cellular component: nucleus; cytoplasm.
ACAUUCGAGUUCCAUUGAAUAGUAUACAGCCGCCCAUUGCCAUUGCCACGCAGUAUUGAACGACUACACGCAUCAGAGCCAAGCUCGAAGUCAUCAGCGCAGACGAUCGAGCUGUAUAUUACAGCGAUAGCUACAAAAAUACCGCGGUUUCAAAAAUCACGUCGCUGCUCGCGGAAGCUCAAGUUUCCCCGACUUUGCAGCACUUCCAUCGAUUUAUGAUAUAUAAAAUCGACAGCUAGGCAUCACUGCCGACUUACACCUGUGUUUUCAAACUGGUUGUGAGGCCGAGCAAGCGACGAGACCUGGAAAUCCGAGAUUGUGCUUUUAACCUUGAUUUCUCUCCAGAGAGUGGGAUUCUCCUACUACUACGCAACGCAAUCACGGCACGGCGUCUUUCUUUCUUUCUUUCUUCUUGUUUCCUCCGGAAACAAAUCACGAAUCCUUUGACAGUGUUUACAGCGGAUAAGGGGAGGUCGCUUUGACAUGAGUAUUCUCUUGAUUGCUGGUAGGAAGUAAGCCAACAGCUUCAAAUCUUCAUAAGAUCACUCUGAAGAGGAUUAUACACCGUCUUCUUGUUUCGAGUAGGACAGACGAUAUGAACAACAACAACAACAGCAAUUUCUCAACCGGGUCACCGAGUAUGAAGGUUGGGGAGUUACCAUUCACUCUCCAUCGGAGAAGCUGUCCAUGGAGUCAGACGACGACAACGGACCAAAACAGCAACAAUCAACCAUCACCUACACAUCAACGGCCGUCGCCACUCACGGCGUUACUCUUCGAAGCAAACGAGUCAUCAUCGUCGCCGACGCCGUCAACGGGUCCACCGACGCCCCCGUCAUCGCCACCCGAUUCUGCACCCACAUCAACGGCCACGACGACUACGCCACAGAUUUUCGCGUCACAACGAUGUUCAUGCCCGUGCAGCGACUGCGUCAAGCUUGUCCGUGACUCGACGUGUGGUAUGGAUAUGGACUUGGCGCGUUGGUUGACGAAAUGUGCCGAAUUCGGCACAGGACAUACAAGCUUAGCAAACAUUAAUGUACACGAUAGGCAAUUAUUGGUAUGUUCUGCCUGGAAAGACAUUGUUAUCCUGUACAUGGCACAGAAUAAGUUCAAUUUCGAUGUCGUUUACUCUAGCAUGCUCGAAUACCUUCAACAUGUACCCAUUCACCAAUAUGUCCAAACGAACACGACGCAUCAUACGGUGGACGCUCAGUUCCAGGCGGAUUUUAUCGCAAAGACUGGACUAGUUUCUCAGACCUACGUGCAUCCUCUGAGGAGAGGUAGCGACUUUGGAAUACCAACCAUGAGAACUGUUAACCAGCUCCAAUUCACAUUAUCAAAGCUCAACCAGAUGCAACUUGACUCGAAGGAAUAUGCCGUGUUGAGGAUACUGCUCCUCUUGAAUUCCGAUCUGCAUUCGUUGACGGAUAGCCGAGCGAUAGAGGUUGCCAGCGAGAAGGUCCACACGGCCCUGAUGGAGUAUGAGACCCUCAAAUACCCUGAUGACCCUCUUCGGCUGUCGCACAUGCUCCUGCUUCUACCGGGUGUCCGAGGGUUCAGCGCCGCUGUCUUUGAGAACCUCUUCUAUCAUCACCUUAUCGGAGACACCAGCGUCACGUCCGUUCUCCGGGAACUCAUGGUCCGGUAGCCAACAUUUUCCCAUCAGAAAUGAAGAACAGAGUGGUCCUGAGGACGUCAUCACCAAACUUGAAGUGCAUUCUCGUCUUUUUCGGAGUGAAGGAAUCCCUGGCGGGUAAUCUUCUAGCUACGGUAGUGGAAGCAUGUUCAUCAGGAUGAUAGAAGUGUUUUAAAGAACUCUUUCUUCCUGUGGGUAGAAGGUGCUUAGACUUGAAUCUUUAGCCUAGAAGGCAGGGCGACGCACUCGUCGUGUGACCAUCAAUCCUCCCCUCACGAAGCCCCGAAGCCAUGCUGGCCUUUAUGAUACUGUACAAUGUUCCGAUGGACAUCGUGGAUGCACUCAAGUCGAUUCUUAUCGGUUUCAUGGUUGCACGGUCACAAGAAAGGCCAUGUUGUUUGAUAUCUGCAACGAUAUUUAAGUCAUUCCGACCUUUAUAGUUUUUUUACAUUAGCUUCAGCAACUUUGUUCUGACAGGCAAAACUCUCAAUCCAUGUCUAGGCAUCUUUUUUCUCCGACACGUUUUAAAGUGUUGCAAAGAUUUAGUUAAGGGGGACAUGUCUAGGAUGAGAAAGUUUCGACGACACAUGGGGUCGGAUUUAGAGGUAAGUACCUGCAUCUUUCUCGAUUUCAUUUCCGAAAAAUAUUGAAAUCAUUGAUCAUCGUUAUUUGCAAUGUCAGCUAUUGAAGGAUUUCUCUAUCCCAGACAUGAUUAAUGAAAAAAUAUCCUGUGGUCUGUAUUAUUCUUUGCCGAUUUUUAAGUUGGUUGGAACAUGAUAAGUUUUAGAUGAAUAAUCUUGAAUGAAUCACGUUAAGUAAUUACCCUAUUAACAUCAAAUCCCUUUUCCUAUCUAUCUGUCCAUUUUAAUUAACAUCAGAAACUUCAAGAGGUAGGUUUGGUGAGGCCGUUAUGUUGACAUAAAAUGUAAUUUUUUCAUGAUACACAAAAUAUCAACAUUCCUUCAUCACUUCCCCAGAGUGUGUUUGUAUAAUGUCUUGAGGAGUUAUGCUAUUUGUUUAUUGAAAGGAUUAUACAGUCCAUGUUUACGACCUUUUGUAAAACUUUUUUAUAACUUAUCACCUCGCUCUGAAAUAUUAAUAUUAUAUUAUAUAUUAAUAAAUAUUAGUAUUGACCUUAUCACUUAGGGGUUUUCAUAAUUAAUGUAAUGUAUCCGACUUUCUCUAUGGCAUUGUAAGUAAUAAUAUUUUUAAAUAAUAUCUUUUUAUAAACCAUGACGAAAAUAUGAGGGCUUAUUGUUGCCUUGUAAAGUGCGUUCGCUAUUAAUUAUUUUUUUCUAUUAAUAAUUUUCGGUGAUGUGAUGAUGAUAAGAGUUUGCACUGUUGCUCUUCACCUAAGAUUGAUUGAAAUUUCAUACAAUUCACUCAUUUUUUACUGUAAGAUAUACACUGAUAAAGUAAGAAAAUUUAAUCGCAAAUUAAUUUCUUUCUGUAUUCCAGGCGUAUUUCAUUUAUCAUCCAUUCGAAAAAUUGUUUUUAAAUUAGUCGAUGGAUGGGGAACGAUGUUGAAUAUCUACGAGUGUCCCGCUCUUCACAUUUCCUUCAUAUUCAAUUUACUAAAAAAAAUUAUUCAUCGAAUUGGAAAUGGGUAGAAGAAGAAUUAUAAACGCCACUGGGUGACGCCACCACAAUUGCGCCAUCUUUCUCAGCCUAACACAAAAUUUAAGAAAUAUGAAGUGAAAAUGGAAGGCAGGAUGUCCCUGUCUAAAGUUAGGGUUACACCGGAACCGAAUCAGCUGCAAAUUCAUCCGAACACACGUAUUCGGUAGGUUUCGGGAGUAUUCUGUUCUCCAAUUCAGGCGGGAUUCGGGAACAUUCGAAUCCACCGAAACCAUCCGAAUCAGGCCGUGUUCUGGCAGAUUCGGUCCGAAUUCAUUCGGGAGAAUUCGAUUUUGGUGUAACCCUGGCUUAACCCUUAUUAAACUGGGGGGGAGGGGGAUCAAUUUGGUGCCCCAAGCGCCCCCGCCCUCAUCCCAACCCAUGUUUGAAACUACUUAUUUUAGUCUUAAAUUUGUCAAAUUCAUCGACCAUUUAUUCAUAUACAAUACAAUAUUAAACUAUUUUGUAUGUACCAAAACGUUGGUAUCUCUUUCAGUGUUUUCUUUGAAGACUUGCAGUUAUGGCUUGCAAUCUCCAUAGUGAAUAACAUCGCCAUUGAGAAUAUGAUUCUUGCUGAUUAAGUAUUUACAGGAUUGUAUGUUCCAUUCUUUUUUUAUAAUUAACGUGCAUUGUAGAUUAAUUUGAUCCUUAAUUCAACUCAUUUUAGAGUUAGUGGAGGUCAACAAACGUUUGUUUUAUUCCGUUGAAUAGAAAUUCUUUAUUGAAUGUGUGUUUCUAUGUCAUUUGUUCUGUACUGUAGACUUCUCAUCACGUUUUGCCUUCAAAUUUAAGAAAUUUCAACUACUUUUUAAAGCAGACUCUAGCAUGAAUUGUGUGCCAAAUCCUUUGUACAUAUUUGUUUCGAAAUUAAAAAAAAAAGAUUUACUGAUUACAAUUUAUCAUACAUUUUUUUAAAGAUGAUUGGAAUGUAUAUAGUAUAUUUCUUUAGUCAAACAAUCUUCUCCUUUACGACUUCGUUGCAAUGAUUGUUAAUAACAUUGGCCUAUAUAAUUUUACGACCAUUGCUGCUUCUAUAAAGUGUUCAACAAAUUCUAAGAUGUUCACACUGCAAAGAAACAUUUGCUGCUCAAAGAUAUAUCAUUUAUGAUUAAUAAAGAUUUUUAUUUUUGCUUGUGGUUGAAAUGACCGUCACUAAGUUGCUGCGUACGAAAAUGAUAGAUAUAUUUGUUAUCAUUUUGUUCUAAUCGUCUGUUUUUUGUGAUUUCAUUACUCAUUUUUUAAAGAGAUUCUUUUUUUAAUAUAUAACUGUCGCUAACAGGCAGUGUCAGAAAAUUUUACAAAUUCAUUUUUUUUUAUGAGAUUGUAUCUCUAUUUGUCUAUAUUAUGUUUAGCAUUUAUCAAGAAGAAGAGUAGGGUUUCCUUGCUUGACUCGUUCAAGAAUCAUAUUGAUCAUAUCAAUAUUUGAAAAUGAAACGUUAUUUUCUGGCCAUUAUUCAUCUCCCCCCUUACCUCUCGCCUCCCCUCUUUUUUCCCCUCAUAAUUUUCCCUUCUUCCCUCCCCCUCUCUCUCUCUCCUCCCCUCUCUCGCCUUCCUCUCUCCUUUCCCCCUCUCUUUUUUCUUCUUUUCAACUUCCCUUUCACUCUUGCCUUAUCUCCAAUACGAAGGAAAUGUUGACGUAGGCAAUACCUUGGUAACUGUUUCAAUUAUUACAUUAAGCAUCUUCUUUUCUUUCUUUGGAUCAAUAUUAUAGAACGUGUUUAUUAAUGUUUUUAUUGUUCAAUUAAUUUUGUAUUUCAUUUGCUAAAUUAUACGUUAAAAUACAUACUUUCUGUGAUUUUAAAGCUGACAAGCAGGAAUCGUCAUCUAAGGAAUGGUUUCUCAUUUCUUCACAUGACGUUCAGUCGCUGAUACAUGCACAAAUGUAAAGUCAAUGAAUACUAUUACAUUCUUUUAAGAUUGAAAGCGAUUUAAUGCUGGGCUAAAUAUUCAAGUUUCCUUUUUGAAUAUGGAAUGAUAAUGUAGACGCUAUAGUAUUGGAGGUCUUAAAGGAUUUUGUAAACGUGAAAAGUCAGUGAACAUCGAUCAAGUUGAUAGUUAAUUGUCUACAAGUUGUUUAGGUUAUCUCACAAUGCAUGAUAGACGUUCUGCACGCUAUUGAAGAAAAGCGGUCCAACUUAGCACCUUGGGGAAUGCCACACUGGUGGCACCUUCUACGCGUACAAUGCCGUAGCUUUCUACUCUGUAAGGUGAACGGUUACAUCAGUAAUGGUUCUUAAAGAUCAGAAAUGAAAGGUAUAAGCUGUUGCACCUUUUAAAGGUGUCAGUUUUGACCUAUUUGGUUUCCUUCAGUAUAAAGUUAUCGUCUAACAACAUAGAGGGCAUCUUUGCAAAAUGUUGACGCCCUCUACAUUCGUUGGGAUAUGUUGGGAAUCUGAUAGGCAGUGAUACUCUUUUAAACCAUAACGAAGUAUCAAAAAAUCUCAACGUGAAUUUGAUAAGUAAGUGAAUACACUAUAAACAAAAUAAAGUGCUAAGUUUGGGUGCUGAUUUGCAGCACUUGAAGUGCUACACCCACGUACUCCACUUGUGAAUUGCCAAAUACCACAUUAAAAUUAAUCAUUCGCACUGGGCAAAAGUUACUCCGAUUGUAAUAAUUUAUACAGCUGCAAAGUUUAUAAGAUGGUUUAUAUAAAUGAACAUUUAAGAUUUAUUAUACAUAAAUCCACUUCGGUCUGUUUGUGCAAUUCCUCGACUAUAAAAUGUGUAACGUUACUAUGAUUGUUCCAUUUGCCGAUUGAUUAUGCACCAUGGUUGAAACAAAAUUUACGCUACAAAAUUCCUGGUGUCAAUUUAACACCAUCAGCCUGGUAUCCAUUUAGGAAAACACCAGAAAAGUUGUGAACAACAGCAGUUUAGUGUCACACCGAUGAUGAUUUUAUUUAAACACUAACUGGUAUUUGUUAAACGCCUCUUUGGUGUUAAAUUGACACCGGUGAUUUUGCAGUGUACAUGAUUUUUUAGAUUCACGGUACUUAAAGUAAUCCGUGAAUAUUAUUAUUUCUUUAUGUUUGAAAGUUCUGUUUAUAUUAUGGGUAUAUAUUUGUAUUUCAAGCAUUUAGUUUGAUGACCUUUAUAUUCAUCGAACUUUGUGGAAAAUUAAGAAUUAAGGAAUCUAUUUGUAUUUGUUGGUGUUGGGAGCUCGAAGAGAACAUUACAAAAAAGCAUGUACAUAAUAUUUCACAUUAUUGUCUUGAUAAAUAAAUUAUACUUGGAAUUACUCACUUAA